Molecule: messenger RNA, 1398 nt
Organism: Lycium barbarum (goji berry)
Lineage: Eukaryota; Viridiplantae; Streptophyta; Magnoliopsida; Solanales; Solanaceae
Product: DELLA protein 1-like
Exons: 1
Coding region: 1-1398 (465 amino acids)
Biological process (GO): regulation of DNA-templated transcription
Cellular component (GO): nucleus
Molecular function (GO): sequence-specific DNA binding; DNA-binding transcription factor activity
Source: RefSeq, a predicted model, not a curated record
AUGUCUUCUAGUCAUGCCAGAAACAGGAAGAAAGCCAACCAAUGCAGUGAUGAUGCUGAAGGAAAACAAGAAUCUCUUAGACAAGAGCCAAAUAAGUCAAGUUUUCAAUUGCCAUAUGGUGCUUCUGGAUCUCUGGUGCUCUCGGCUCCCACCAUCAUGAAAAUAGCAAAACAAAGAUUACUCAGUCAUAUUUCGCAGAAAUUUGAUGCUUAUUCCAUCAUUUUUAAUCCCCUUCCUGCUAAUUCUGGUCUGUCUCUUGAACUGGUGCAGGAUUUGAACCUAGCUGAACUACUUCAAGCUUCUGCUCAACUGGUUGCUACUCAAUCAUUUGAUCGUGCUAGAAAGCUGCUAAGCUUGUGUAACCAAUCUGCUUCUGCUACUGGUACUCCGGUCCAGAAAAUUGUGUAUUAUUUCGCUGAUGCUCUUCAACACAGGAUUGAUAGGGAGAUGGGGAAAAUACCCUUUACUGGAGAAGAAGAUGUUGAAGUAUAUUCUAAUGAUGUGGAAGAGUUUAUCAUGGAUUUAGAAGCUGCUGAAUUUGCAAAGAGGCCAUUGUAUGCGUACCGCCAAGCUACUCAAUUCAUUGGAAUAGAAGCCAUUUUAGAUAGUACAAUAACAGCAAAAAAGGUUCAUUUGAUUGAUCUUAGUAUAAAAAGCGGGUCACACUGGACAACGUUUAUGCAAGUUGUUGCUGAUCGAGAUGAAUGCCCACUCGAGCAUCUCAAAAUAAGUGCUGUUGGAAGGUCUAAAAAGAUGAUGGAAGAUGUAGGGAGGAGAUUGUCAGCUUUUGCUGCUGAGACAGUAAUAAACGUAUCUUUUCGCUUCAAAACAGUUGUUUCGGACCUGAAGAAUCUUAAGACAGAUUCCUUUGAGGUAGAGGCUGAUGAAGUCGUCGCAUUUUACUCAGAUUCAAUCCUUUGGACUAUGUUGGCUUGGCGUAAUGAACUUGAAUCUUUGAUGAAGGUUAUAAAAAGCCUUAACCCUUGCAUAAUGGUGGUCAUUGAGCCAGUAGCAAACACAAAUGUACCAGAUUUUAUAGAUUCGUUCGACAAGUCUUUAGCUUACUUUAGUGCUAUUGCUGAUACUUUUGAGGUUCACCACAAGGGCAUACCAAUAUGUGCAGAAUUUUACAUACAAAAAACCAUCAGAAAUAUGGUCACAUAUCAUGGAAUAGAGACUGUUCCCCGCUUUGGGAAUCUUGAAGUGUGGAGGGACUUGUUUGCCAGGUUCCAUAUGGUGGAAACAGAACUGAGCCACUCAUCCUUGUGCCAAGCAAGUUUACUGUUUGAGCGAUCCAAGUUCCACGGAUUAUGCAACUUCGAGCUGGAUGGGAAAUGGCUAGUUAUCAGUUGGAAAGGAACCCCAUUUACCUCUGCUUCCGCUUGGAAGUUCCAAUAA